Pistacia vera is the source of this 871-nucleotide messenger RNA. Its product is annotated as protein ELF4-LIKE 1-like. NCBI's taxonomy places the organism in Eukaryota, Viridiplantae, Streptophyta, Magnoliopsida, Sapindales, Anacardiaceae. The transcript has a single exon. Gene Ontology annotation, biological process: positive regulation of circadian rhythm; entrainment of circadian clock. The coding region runs from base 183 to 599 and encodes 138 amino acids. The record is from RefSeq and is a predicted model, not a curated record.
CCAAAAUAUCGCACCACAAAAAGCGCUACAUUUAUAUUACAAAUCCUCCACGUCACACCCCACUUUCAAACCAACUAAAUAAAAAUCCAACAACAGCGCUCCACGUCACCAAGUCGGUUCUCCAGGUAGAUAUAAACAUAGACUCAAUAACGGCGGAAGAGCCAUCGUCAUUGGCGGAGUCUAUGAUGGACGAUACGACCUCAACAGAACACAAGACUCACACUAAAAGGCGUUUUAAAUUCAACAAAAACAAAGCGAAAAGCGAGAACGAAGGAGGAGGUGAAGAAGGUGACGAUGAUACUCUUGGAGAACAAGCGGAGGUUGACGUGGAAGCCUGGGGUACGCUGAGCAAAAGUUUCAGGCGUGUACAGACCUUACUGGAUAAGAACCGCGAACUGAUUCAACAAGCCAACGAGAAUCACCAAUCGAAGAUUCCGGAUGAUAUCGCCAAGAACGUCGGCUUAAUUCGUGAGAUUAAUGGCAAUAUCUUGAAGGUCAUCUCGAUUUACUCGGACUUGUCUACCGAUUUCUCGAACAUCGUGAAUCAACGGAAGAGGAUGAAGAACAACGAAGGACACACGGAGAGCUUGGAGAGUUGAAGUAAAAUUUCGAUUACCUUUAUUGUGUUUGUCAAUAAAUAAAGUCUCUUUAUGUCGCUAUUGUGUUUGGCUGAGUCUAGGUGUUUGCUUGAAUGAGUCAGUGAGUUUUUGAUUUGUCUGUGUGGUGGUUGAAGUUUAGUGCUUUAAUUUAAGCGUCGGAAUAAUUUAGAACUAGUGUUUGUUGUUUCAACUGCUUACUUGUUACUGUGGUGAAUGGUGGGAUAUUUGAGAUGAUAAAUGUGGUGUUUGAACUUUGAUAACGUUUUCUUGUU